Cyclospora cayetanensis is the source of this 810-nucleotide messenger RNA. RefSeq lists its product as uncharacterized. Lineage: Eukaryota; Apicomplexa; Conoidasida; Eucoccidiorida; Eimeriidae. The coding region runs from base 1 to 810 and encodes 269 amino acids. The transcript has 2 exons. The record is from RefSeq and is a predicted model, not a curated record.
AUGGAGAAAGAGAGCAGCAAAGCGGCAUUGUCGAUGGGAUUUGCAGGGAAGCCUUCGAGAUGCCAACGGGAAGGUCUCGCCCAUAAGCGCCCAGGCAUGUUGGGGGGCGCACAGGUACCAGGAGCAGCGGGAAUGUGCACUGGCCGUAUUUCCGAGUUAGCGCUGCAUACGCGAAAACGCACGGAUUGGUGCCAGAAAGAUGGUAGGUACGUUCGGGAGCUGACGAAGAGUUCAGGGCAGGGAGUUCCGCCGCCUGUGCUCCAGAGCCAAAAAAAGAGUCAGCUGCGUUACUGCGGGAUGCAGCCAGAGGACCAGCGUCAGCAUUUUCAAACCAGGUGGAAACCUAUUGACGGAAAGAUGGCCUUCUGCACAGGAAGGCGGGGAGGCAGCGCCACCGUGGAGUGUGACUAUGAGCACAUUGAUAGAGAAAACACAUACCAUACCUGGAAGCGGAUGGGUAACACCCACUUGCAUACAGGAUCACACCUCCAGUUUGAUCGUUUUCUGACUGUUGAGGAGUCGGCUAAGAGGAGCGAUCGUCUGCCAGAUGUCAAAAAUAGAAAUCCUCCGGCUGCCAAUCCAGAUGGCCCCUUUGAAAAACCACGGAGCGAUGGAGGAAACUUGGACAGGACCUUUGUUCCGAGGGAAGACGCAGUACGCAGCGACGACUUCUCGCACGCUGCCAAACGGAACCUCGCACUGAAGAGCAGCCACCUACAGCUCUCUACACUACACGUAAGACCUUUUUACCUUUUCAAAUUCGGGCUGUGGGGGGACCCCAGGCCGCAUAGAGAAGCGUUCACUCCCUAA